AAAUCUAUUUGACGUUGUAUGAAUGAAUGUGUAGUGGUCCAACAACAACAGCAACAAAAAGGAAAGAAUGUUAUUUCAGCUAACCAUAUUGAUAAUGAUGAUGUUUGUUGGAUCAUCAUUUGAACAACAGCAAUUAAUAUUAACAAAUAAAACUAUAUGUAAUGAUAAACGUAUUGAACAUAUUGAUCGAUUAUUUAUACGUUUAAUUGGUAUUGGUAAAGGUGGUCGUCAUUAUCCAACAACCAAAAAUGAUGUUGGUCCAUUUUGCAGGGAAACUGAUCGAAUAAUAAGUAUAGUUGAAAAAUUUCUAAACGAAUGUCUUCGUGAUGAUGCAUCAAGUAUAAGUAAAAUAUUUCUUUAUAGUACAAAAAGAUAUUGGAAAACAUUUUGUAAUAAAAAACGACGACAACAACAACAAAAUAAAAAACAACAAAAAUUAUUACAAGUAUCCGAAUGUUUCAAUACGAUUAUUGAACAAAUUGAUUGUUUAAAUAUAUUUGCUAAUCGUACACGUGAUCUAAUACAAUAUCGUAUCGGUUUGAAUAAAGUUGAUUAUAUUUGUUGCAAUCAAGUAGAAUUAUUACGUUGUGCUGAUCGUUUAUUAACAUCAACAUCGUGUAUAACUGAAAAUGGUCAUGAAACAUUAAUGGAUCUAUUUCGUACAAUAAAAGGUGAUAUUGUUAAUUAUGGUUGUGGUGAUUAUAAUGAAUUUACUGAUUUAUGUGAUAAAUUAAAACCAUUAUCACGUAAACAAUUGGAUAAAACUAUUAUAAUUAAUAAACAAUUAAAAUCAUUUUUCUUUGCCGUUUUAAUGGCAAUCGAUUCUAUUACAUUGUAAA
Dermatophagoides pteronyssinus (European house dust mite) is the source of this 839-nucleotide messenger RNA. RefSeq lists its product as uncharacterized. The record is from RefSeq and is a predicted model, not a curated record. Lineage: Eukaryota; Metazoa; Arthropoda; Arachnida; Sarcoptiformes; Pyroglyphidae.